Messenger RNA from Aaosphaeria arxii CBS 175.79, 2532 nucleotides. RefSeq lists its product as uncharacterized. The transcript is spliced from 7 exons. Lineage: Eukaryota; Fungi; Ascomycota; Dothideomycetes; Pleosporales. Bases 135 to 2327 code for a protein of 730 amino acids. Gene Ontology annotation, molecular function: zinc ion binding; DNA-binding transcription factor activity, RNA polymerase II-specific; DNA binding. The record is from RefSeq and is a predicted model, not a curated record. Gene Ontology annotation, biological process: DNA-templated transcription; regulation of DNA-templated transcription.
GGUCCUGGUAGUUGUUGACAUUGACCGCCACUGACUCGCGCAUCUUCGACCUCUCAACCCCCCGUUCCUUUCAUGACCCCGUCCCGCAAUGCUCACUUGCCGCAAGUCCAACUUUCCAAUUCACCAGCGAUAAUAUGGCAAACUUUCGCCCUCUUCAGCCCGCGCCAAUGGAUCAGGAGCAACCGUCACAUCCACAGGGUAGACCAAUUCUAACACAAAAGCCAAAGAGAACAGUGACAUUGGGUGCCUGCGUUGCUUGCCGGAAACGGAAAUCCAAGUGCGAUGGCAUCCGGCCUAUCUGUACCUGCUGCACGCAAAAGGACACAGAAUGUAUUUACGAAUUGGGGCCAAAUGAGAAGCCGUCCCAGGCAAUGAAGAGGAAAAAUGAGGAAAUGCAAGGGGAGCUUUCAAACCUGCGCCAGGUCUACGACUUCCUUCGACUCCGGCCUGAGCAAGAGGCUAUGGAAAUAUUCCGACGAAUACGAUCUGAUCCUCCCGAUUCAUUGACUCCUACACAGCAUAUUCAGGACUUGGCCGACUUCGUGCGCCAUGGGGAUCCGUCAUUGCAACACUCAUUACCUCCAUCUUUAGCUCACCGACCUGAAUCCUUAACACUACCCCCAUUACGUAUGGCCCUCGACUCUUCGAGUAAUGACCCAAGCAUACUGUCAAGCAAUUUCUCCAUCGGCAGCCGUCUUCCUUCAAUCUCGUCAGACGGACCAUCAAGUCAAAGGCGAAGACAUGAUUCCGAUGUCGAUGUUUCUGCACACUUAGAUAGCCAAGGAUCACGUCCUCGCCCCAUCUCCAUACAGGCAAUGAUUCAUCAACCUGGUUUCACGGAAUCCCAAGCUCCAGCCGAUGUGCGACUUCACUCAGCAAGGAAUUGGACCAAUGCCACAGAUGAUACCAAUCUUUUGGUGCAUCUCAUGUCUGCAUGGCAUCGGUGGGAGUAUCGCUUCUAUCACUUUCUCGAUUGGGAGAUAUUCUUAGAUGAUAUGGCGAGCGGCAGGACUGACUUUUGUUCAAGAUUGUUAGUGAAUGCCAUGAUGGCGUCUGCGAGUUUCCAAUCGUCCAAGGUCAAGGAUAGGUCUAAACCGUUCUCCGACAGCUCAUCAAUAACUCGAUUUUACAAGGAAGCGAAAGCGCUUUGGGAAGCAGGAGAAGGUCAAGACAGCUUGACUAGAUUACAGGCUGCAAUGUGUUUGUAUCUCGUUCUUGGGAAGCACGGCCGAGACAAAGUUGGUUACACCAUGCUGGCAGAAGCCUGCCGGAUUGGACGUGAUCUCGGCCUGUUCCGCCUUACGUCGAGCUCACCAAAGUCUUCGUCGGUGUCUUCUGCAAGAUGGGAGAAGGCGCGAGCAGUAACUGCUUGGGCAUUGUUCAACUUCCAACUAACCAUGUCUUUUACGUUUACCUUUCCAGCUCUCAUAAAAUCUCAACCUCCGCUCGCGAUUCCUUACGACGAUACCCCUAAUUCUGAAGCUCUGUUUCGUUCUGAAUGUGCACGACAUGUUAUUCUACUCGACUGUGGAAAAUAUCUUGGUAUGGCUGAUGAUAAUGACAACGAAAUCCCCCCAAAACCAGAACAAGUCGAGGUGUUCUACAACCGCUGGAAGCUUUGGUAUGACAACAGGCCAACUUCAAUCGAACCGCAUGCAAACCCCUCCCCCGAGAAUCUUCUGACCGCGAUGGUAUACCACAUCACUAUCAUAAGGCUUGUGCAACCAUUCGUAAGCCGCGACAGCCCAAUCGAACGGAUACGAUCGUAUCAAGACCGGGCUCGUCAUCUAACCUCCGCUUCGAUUGCCGAGAUCCGCCAGCUUCUAACGUUACAAGAGAUACACCAUGGGUGGAAACACGCCAUACCUUAUGUCCUACAUCCAGUCAUGGUUACCAGUUUCGCAUCGCUUGAGGAAGUGAUACUGGAGGAGGAACUCAGGCGGGAGCCAGAAGGUGGGGUUGCCUAUCAGGGGCUUCUUACCUGCCUUCGGGCUCUGUCCGCAUUGUCCCACACUAUUUUCUAUGCCCAGGUUCUCUUCCGCGUUCUUGCGCAGACCUGCCUGUCGCUAGAAAUGAGGCUACCGCCGGAUAUGCUCGACUUACUGGACCUAUACCAAAGCGAUGAGUGGACAAAGAAAGCUGCCGCCUCGGUGAGCAGCCAAUACGUGGCCGACCUCAGGAAAUCUGCGUUGGACAUUGACAAUGCCCGAAUGGACAGCAUCAUAAGCCAGUGGGAUGAAUCUCUUGCACUGGGAACGCGUUCCAGCAGAGACUCGAGCAGAGCGACAUCCGGCAAUAGCGACAUUGUGAAACCUGAAGAGGUCUAGACGGUUCAACAAUGUCUUGGCAUCAAAAUCGCUCCAGAUGCAGUUUCAUUAUUGCAUCCAGAUUACGUGCUCCCUGGCGAAUUCGACAAGCGCAGUCUGUUUUGCUGUCCAUGCAACAGAGGGGAAGAUAAACUUUCGCAUAUUUUCGAUGACAGUUCCUCGGCAAAUUUCCUUUUACGGGGUUUCCCAUUCCUAUCGGCGCCCU